Molecule: messenger RNA, 11280 nt
Organism: Diabrotica virgifera virgifera (western corn rootworm)
Lineage: Eukaryota; Metazoa; Arthropoda; Insecta; Coleoptera; Chrysomelidae
Gene: Npc1a
Product: NPC intracellular cholesterol transporter 1
Exons: 15
Coding region: 303-4163 (1286 amino acids)
Cellular component (GO): membrane
Molecular function (GO): lipid carrier activity
Source: RefSeq, a predicted model, not a curated record
CAAGGCAAAACGCAACCAAGCCUGUAAAAAAUAAAAGUAAAAUCUAAAAUAGUAAAAUUAAAUUACACAUUACACCACUACGAAAUGAUCAUACUUUGAACAAAUGUUUGUAGUAGAUAAGCUUAUCAGUCGUCGUAUUGUUCUCGUCGGGCAGUGAUUGUUUAAUGACCACCCGUCCCUUUGUUUUCGUUUAGACCUGUCCAUUAACUAAAACAGGUGGAUGAUUCAUUCUUCAUGAUUUUAAUUAAAAUAUAAAAUCAAUUUUUAUUAGGUAGUUAUAGUCCAAAGUGUUCAGGUGCAAAAUGUUCAAGGCUGCCAAGCUUAGAUGUUCCAUUAUAUUGCUAGUGUUUUUCCCUGUAGCUAAUAAGGCCGAUGAAGCUAGUCAAGAUGCAGGUGGUCACUGUAUAUGGUACGGCGUCUGCUAUACAGACGAAGACGGCUUAAGUAAAAAUUGUGUAUAUAAUGGUACGGCUAAGCCACUUAAUGAUACAGACGCCAUUAGUAUACUUAAAAGAAGAUGUCCAUAUAUUUCGCCAGACGCCACUUGCUGCGACGCCGAGCAGCUCCAACUCCUGGACAGCAAUCUCCAACAAGCCCAGUCUCUGCUGAGCAGAUGCCCCUCCUGUAUGAACAACUUCGUGAAGACGUUUUGUCACUUUACCUGUUCCCCAACACAAUCCAAAUUCAUGCAUGUCAAUACCACAGAACUAAAUCCAGAAACGAAUAAAACGUACAUCACAGAUGUGGAUGUAUACUUGGAUAACACCUAUAUGGAGGGUGCUUACAAUUCCUGCAAGGAAGUCAGUGUACCAGUGACUGGAGGAAAGGUAAUGAACCUUAUGUGUGGCCAAUAUGGCGCCGAAAAGUGUAAUCCUCUGAGAUGGUACCACACUUUAGGAGACUAUCCAAAUACACCGGGUGUACCGUUCCACAUUGAUUUCAUCAACGCUACUGGUCCUACCAAUGGAUACACGCCUCUGACUGCCGAUAUAAUUCCUUGCAGCAAGUCUGUAGAUGGUAAGUCACCUCCAUGCAGUUGUGUCGACUGCGAAGACAGCUGCCCAGCACCACCUCCACCCACUCCGCCCCCAAAACCAUUCAAAAUCGCCGGCCUAGAUGGUUACGUUUUCAUCAUGACCAUGGUAUUUAUUAUCAGUUCCUCUCUGUUUCUUCUUUUCAAUUUUAUACACAACAGAAAUUACUCAGUGUCUGUAGGAUCAUAUGAAGUUGCUGUAGCAGAUACAGAAGCGAGUCCUCUUCAGACACCAGGGGAACAAGCACCAGAGAUGAAAAAUGCUGGGCCAAUCGAAGCCUUGUCUUGUAUUGAAAAGUUGGGCGCCAACUUCGAUAUAUUUUUGCAAAAGUCAUUUGAGAAAUGGGGAACUUUUUGUGCUCAGAGGCCCCUAACUGUUCUCUUACUAGGAACUCUUAUGGUGGUCAGUCUCGGGUGUGGAAUCAAAUAUUUAAAAAUUAUCACAGAUCCAGUGGAACUCUGGGCUUCCCCAUCUUCUAGAAGCCGCGUCGAAAAAGAUUUCUUCGACAGUCACUUCGAACCCUUCUACCGUACAGAACAAGUCAUCAUCAGAGCAAUCAAUCUGCCAGACAUCACCUUCAAUAACACCGAUGAAGUUUUGAAGUUCGGUCCUGCUUUCAACGCGACUUUCUUGAAAUCUGUUCUGGAUUUACAAAUGAGGAUACAGUCCAUUGGAAAAGACAGCGAUCACAGCCUGGACAAGAUCUGUUUUGCUCCGUUGAGAAAUGAGGGCCAGAACGGGACUAAAGUGUCAGAAUGUGUCGUGCAGAGUAUCUGGGGAUACUAUAAAAAUAAUGUUGCGAAUUUGGACGGCGACUAUUUGAAUAAAUUUAUCUCUUGUUCAACAUCUCCCUAUGACUGUCUCGCACCGUACGGAGGCAUAGUUGAUCCAGCAAUAGCCCUAGGAGGCUUUUUGGAACCAGGAGAGACCUUGGCCAAACACCCGGAUUAUAAAAAAGCUAACACUGUCAUACUAACGUUCAUCGUUAACAAUCACCAUAACAAAAGUAUGUUAUCUCAAGCUUUACAAUGGGAGGAAAAAUUCGUUGACUUUAUGAAAAAUUGGACAGCGACGGAAAAGCCUGAAUAUAUGGAUAUCGCGUUUACUUCAGAGAGAUCCAUCGAAGAUGAGCUAGAGAGAGAAAGUCAAUCUGACGUUGUAACUAUUCUCAUUUCCUACAUGAUUAUGUUUGCCUACAUCGCUAUCUCUUUGGGACAAAUAAAUAAUUGGUCUAGGCUUUUAGUGGACAGUAAAAUAACUCUAGGUCUUGGUGGAGUUUUUAUCGUACUAGCAUCAGUGGUGUCAUCAGUUGGUAUAUUCGGUUACAUCGGAGUCCCAGCCACCCUUAUCAUCAUCGAAGUGAUCCCCUUCUUGGUGCUGGCCGUAGGAGUGGAUAACAUCUUUAUUUUAGUACAAACUCACCAGAGAGACAGCAGGAAACCUAACGAAACUCACGCAGAACAUAUCGGCAGGACUCUAGGGCAUGUUGGACCGUCGAUGCUGUUGACCAGCGUUUCGGAAAGUUGCUGCUUCUUCUUGGGAAGUUUGUCUGAUAUGCCAGCUGUUAAAGCUUUCGCUUUGUACGCUGGUAUGGCGUUGUUGUUCGAUUUCUUGCUCCAGAUCACUUGUUUUGUCAGUUUGAUGAGCUUGGACAUUAUAAGGCAGUCUGCCAAUAGGUUUGACAUAUUCUGUUUCCUUCGAGCUUCGAAGAUAAACGAACCUAACUCAACGGGUGGUCAAGAAGGUCUCCUCUACUCCUUCUUCAAAUAUCUUUAUGUACCAACAUUAAUGAACAAAGCUGUCAGAUGUGCUGUGGUGAUUUUGUUCUUCGGAUGGCUGUGUUCUUCAAUAGCUGUAGUUCCUUAUAUCGAAAUUGGUCUAGAUCAGGAGCUGUCCAUGCCCGAAGAUAGUUUUGUGUUGAAAUAUUUCAAGUACCUGAAUGAAUAUUUAAGUAUGGGACCCCCAGUAUACUUUGUAGUAAAAGGAGGACUUAACUACAGUGACGUCAAAGCUCAGAACCUGAUAUGUACUGGUAGAUACUGCAAGAGUAAUUCCGUGGUUGCUCAAAUAUAUGCCGCUAGUAAAGAUCCAGAAGAUACAUACAUUGCCAAACCUUCUUCUAGUUGGAUAGACGACUACUUUGACUGGGCAGAAAAUGAUAAAUGCUGCAAAAAAUAUGCCAACGAUAGCAGCUUUUGUCCGCAUAAUACUAAAGGCUUUGUGUGCAAAAUGUGCAACAUCAAAUUCCAAGGGGUGGAAAACCGACCGGUGCCAGAAGAUUUUCAACGCUACGUGUCGUUCUUCUUAAGGGACAAUCCAGAUGAAAAUUGCCCUAAAGGAGGUCACGCCGCUUACGGUCAAGGAGUAAACUAUAAGACCAAUGCUACCACCAAGCUAUCUACCGUUGGAGCUUCCUAUUUCAUGACUUACCAUACAAUUUUGAAGUCUUCGGAGGAUUAUUACGAAAGCAUGAGAUCAUCGAGAAAGAUAGCAGCCAAUCUCACAGAUACCAUUGGCGUUGAAGUGUUUCCCUACUCAGUGUUUUAUGUGUUCUACGAGCAGUAUUUGACGAUGUGGUCGGACACUCUUUUCAGUGUUGGUAUAAGUUUGCUGGCCAUAUUCGUCGUGACAUUCUUCCUGAUGGGUUUCGACAUAUUUUCCAGCAUCGUAGUAAUAAUUACAAUUACGAUGAUCCUAGUGAACCUGGGAGGCCUCAUGUACUGGUGGCACAUCACUCUAAACGCAGUUUCCCUGGUCAAUUUAGUAAUGGCAGUAGGAAUCUCAGUAGAGUUUUGCUCCCAUCUGGUCCAUAGCUUCUCCAUGUCUAUGAAGCCCACUAGAUUGGAGAGAGCUGCUGAUGCUCUCACAACGAUGGGCAGUUCAGUGUUUUCGGGUAUUACGCUGACGAAGUUCGGUGGUAUUAUCGUGCUGUACUUCGCCAAAUCGCAGAUCUUUCAAGUCUUCUACUUCAGGAUGUACUUGGGAAUCGUCUUGUUGGGAGCCGCUCACGGGCUCAUAUUCUUGCCAGUUUUACUUAGUUUUAUAGGGUCGCCAGUUAAUAAAGAGAAGUUGGAGAAGCAUCGAAGUAGUCACAAGGCUUUCCAGGAAACGUUUUUCGACAGAGCAUGAGUAACACCAACAAAGUUAGAUAUUUCCAUCGAGCACAUUUGGGAGUGUCGGAACCAACGGAGGAGAGUAUGGAACCAACGCUUGUAUCGCCAUUACUGCCGUCCACGUCCAGUCAUUCAUACGAGUCCAUACAACGUUCCUAAAGAUAAUGUGGGCCGUUUUUUAUUGUAAUCGAUAGUGACUAAUAGUGAUUAGUGGUGGACAAUCGUGUGACAUUGAUUUCCCAAUGUUAGUGCCUUACAAAAGAACUUUUUACUGCGAGGGUGGUAUGACCAAUGGAGUAUUUCUGAUGAGAUUUAUUUAUAAAACUUUUAUUUGAAGCUCAGUAGUAUGAAACAACUCAAAAAUGUAAUAUAUUGAUUGUUAAAACAUGUAUUUAAAAUUUUCCAGUAAUACCCUCAGAUCAUUCAAACCUUUUUCUUCUUUCAGUACCCUGCCGAUCAUCAAAUGUUGGCAAUUAUAUUGGAAAUAGUAAUUUUGUCUAAAGCAGCUCGAAACAGAUUAGCGGAUGUCUCUUGAUACCACUCUUCUCUGGAUGUCUCAUUACAUGGCCGAAAUAUUGUAACUUUCGAAUUUUUGUUAUUCUUGUGCUGUUUUUCAUUCCGUGUAAAACUAUUGCAUUUCUUAUUCCAUCAACCCAACUUAUCCGAAAUAUUCGUCGGUAGAUCCUCGACUCAAAGGCCUUCAAUCGUUUCAUUAAUGUCUAUGUGAAGGUCCACCUCUACAUACCUUAUAGGGCAGUCAAUGAGAGGGUAAUUGGCUACGAAUUCAAUCCUACUACAUCGAUUUUCUUGAUAUUUCCACAGUAAGUAGGUAAUAGCUCAAGAAACAAAGUCUACCCUAUGCCGAUGUGCACUUUUAUCUUGGGGGUGGUUCCCACCCCCUUCUCGAGGGUGAAAAAUGUUUUGGGUAAAAUAGCCACGGAAGAGACCAGAGAACCUAAUUUUAAGCAAAAACUGUUCUAUAAUUAUUUUUUUGAAAACUCGAUACUUUUUGAGUUAUUCGUGGUUGAAAAUUGGCUAUUUUCAUUGAAAAAUGACACCUUUACGGACGGAUUUUUGCGAAUACCUUAAAAACUAUGCAUAUAACAAAAAAACUAUAUAAAAUAUUUCUGUAGGUUAUAAAAAAACUUUUAUAGUGCUUGAAAAGACCUUUAAAAUUAGCAAUACCAUAUGUCGAUUACAUUCAAACUAAGCGAGAUAUUCUGCAAAAAAGUUGAUUAAGAAGAAAUGAGAAGUAUAUUUAACCCAUCAUCCAUCAGAAUUUAAAUACAUCGUUUUCCUUCUACAAUACUUUUUAUUAUAGUGUUCUUUCUAUGUUCAAAAAGUUGCACUGGAUUAAAAUGAAUGGUGUUUGAAAAAAAUAAGAUCAAAAUACAAAGCGCAUUUUUAAAUUUUCUUAAAAAUCUUCCUUUUCCUCCAUGUAACUCGAAAAAGAUAAGAGAUACGAAAAAAGAUACCACACAAAAAUGUAGGGCUCUUUCAGGUAACAAUUUCCUUUUUAUUUUUCAUUACUGUAUCUCUUAUCAUUUCCAAGUUACAUGGAGAAAAGGAAGAUUUUUAAGAAAAUUUAAAAAUGCUCUCUAUAAUUUGAUCUUUUUUUUCAAAAACCAUUCAUUUUAAACCCGUCCAACUUUUUGAACAUAGAAAUAACACUAUAGUAAAAGGUAUUGUGGAAAGAAAACGAUGUAUUUACAUUUUGGAGGAUGGAGGUUAAAAUUACUUCUCAUUUUUUCUUAUAAUACAUUAGUUAUCAAUUUGUUUGCAGAAUAUCUCGCUUAGUUUUAAUGUAAUGGACCUUUAAUAUUACUUAUUUUAAAGGUCUUUUCAAGCACUACAAAAGGUAUUAGUAGCAUUACACACCUAAAAUCGACCGUUUCUCGUGUUAUUUUAAGUUGAAUACACCAAUUUGAUAAUGUACAAAAAAAAAAACUAUUUCACCUACCAUAUUUCUUUUUGUAUUAUAACUAAAAAAAUUUCAUUAAAAUCCAUGCAGUAGGAUAGAAUUCGGAGGUAAUAUCCUAUUUUUGCUCCCAUUGACUGGCGUAUUACAGCAAUGUCUGCUACUGCAAGCGCCAGUUAACUUGGCGAGACGCAUUGCACAGUGGCUCAUGGGAUGAUCAUCAGUCUCAGUGUCGUUGUGCGUAUUCGCUGUCGCCAAGUUAACUGGCGCUUGCAGUAUUAAUCUAAUUUUAAGGUUUAAAGUAAUAUUUCUAGUAAUGAGAAUUUUCUUUACUUUAUAGAAGGCUGCUCUGGCUUUUUCGAUGCGUAUUCUUAUUUCUUUGUUUUUAUCUCAGUUACUCCGAUGCUUCGAGGGGCAUAAGGAGUGUCGAGAAAGAAGAAGAUAUCCCAGUUAUCGUUAACUUUGGCACCCAAAUAGGUGAUAUUUUGGACUCUUUCUAACUUUAUUCCAUACAACAACCAUAAAUUUGGUCUUGAAGUAUUGUUUUAGCCCAUAUUAAACACAUGUUUCGGUCAUCCUGUUUGUAAGUCGUUAAACUCUUUGGAAGCAAUUAGUACCGUGUCGUCUUCGUAACUGAGAUGGUUGACAUUAAUUCCGUUGAUUUUAAUGCUUGCAUCUUCAUCUAAGGCUUCUUUGAAAAUAAAUUUUGAGUAUAUAUUAAACAAUAGAGGCAAUAUAAUACACCCUUGCCUCACUCCACGUUGUAUUUCCACUGCGUCCGUCGUGUUCUGGCCAACUGGUAUGUUUGCACAAGGAUGCCAAUACAAAUUUUUGAUAAUACCGAGGUCUUCGUCAUCAAUUCCCACUUCUUGCAAGCCACCUAUCAGUUUGUCGUGGAUGAAGUGUUUGCAUUUAAUUCCCUUUUUGAUCACUGUUUUUAAAAAUAUUGUUUUAUUAUCGAUAAGUUGUCAUUUUGACAACCAUAUUAUGUCAAGUGAUUAAAAAGCAGCUUAACACAUUGAUUGUUAACACGAAGUGAACAUUAUUAACACAUUCGCGGUCAUGACUGCAUAUGAAGUCAUUUACUCCAUAAGAAUACGUGUAUAAAAUGACAGCGUGUCCGCGAACGUGUUAAGAAUGUUUGACUUGGUCAUAUCACUUUCCAAAAUCAAAUUGUAUUAAGUUAUUCUGAAAUUAUAUUAGACAGUACAUCCCGAAUUGUACGGAUUUCUUUUAGACCAAUGUUAUGAAAUACGAUCCAAGCAGCAUGUUUAGUUGUCACUAGAAUAUAAAGUUUUAAAUAUCAAUAGGUAAUUGACAUUUCAAAAAUAUCGGUGUAAAUAAUAUGUAGGUACAUAUAUUGAAUGUAUAUAGACGUUAUAGAUCCAUACUUGUUCCUUCUUUUUUUUUAGCUCAAGACCAGUUUUUAUAUUUUAAAACUUCCCUCAAAAUUUUUGCUUGUUUCCUUUUCCUUCUCUUUAACCUCUUCAUCCAAGCACUUGAGUCAUCGUUACCUGUUCUUCAUUGGACAGUUUGGUUUAGCUUAUUCCAUAUUAAUUCCUUAAGAUCACACUAAAUCUUUUCGUUCCAGUUAAUAUUGGGAUUCUAUAUUUCACAAUUUGAAGACUAAAAUUAUCAGAAGUGUUAAAAAAUGGGGUUAAGAGUCAUCUGGAAUAUUAUGCAAUGUUUAGGGUAUCUGUAGAGUCUCAAAGUAGUCUUUUAUAAUUUAAGAUUCUCCUGUAUUAUUGUAGGUGUCUCCGGAAGACUUCGUGGUAUUUUGAAAUGUUUGAAAAGUGGACGUCAGUAGUAUGAAAUGUUCAGGUAUUACUGUAAAAGGUUUGAUAUUUAUCCGAAAGGAGCCUGUUUGAAUAUUCUCCUGGAAGGUUUUAGAGAUCUCUGUAGGGUAUCAGAACAGUCUAAAAUGUUCCAGGAGUACCAAAUUCUUUUUUUCCUUCAUAUAUUCUAGAAAACGUAAACCUGCUACUUGAGACAAUCAUUGUAAAUUGUAAAAUCACUGUAAAAUGUAAGAGUUAAGAAUUUAGAAAAUAUAUCGGUUGAUGUUUCCUUGUUAUGUGUACUUAUAGAAUAAAUUUAUUUUAAACACUGUUGUAGUGAGCAGAUAGACUGUUUGAUUCAAAGUUUAGUGAUAUUUUACCUAUCAGAACCUAGAAAAACAAAGUUAUUGUCUCCUGUAAAUUCCUUGAGCCCAAAAUGUUGACUAUACAGGUUGUCGCCGAAAAUAGUGCGUUCCUUUAAGGUAUGGAUAUAAUACACAAUUUAGAACAAAAAAGUCCUAUAACAUUUUUUUCUAAAGUUAACCAUUUCCAAAAAAAAAUCACAUUGUUCGCCAUAUAAGCGAACUUUUAUUUUCAUAAAAUUAACUAAUUUGGCAUCACUGUACAAGAACUGUUUGUGAUUUAGUUUAUUGACACCACAAAUGUAGGUCAGACAGGUACACCUGCAAAAUAAUUGUACCACCCCAUGUUUGAAAAUCCAACAAAACAGAAUUUGUUUGUUUGUUUAGGAUGAAGACAGUGAACGAAUGUGAAUACUUAUGGCUAAAAUGCUGCAACUAUUUUUGAAUUGUGAUUGUCUAUGUUUAGAUUUUUGUAUACAUAGUUGUCAGAUUUCAAUUUGCAUAUCAAAAUGUAUUUUGGUUUUUUAGCGAAACGGUUGCAUUUAGAAAAAAAUGUUAUAAACUUUUUUGCCCUACAUGGUGCCUUCACCAAUACCUUUAAGGAACGCACUAUUUUCGGGGACACCCUGUAUAGAAAAUAACAUUCUUGAAUAGUGUUCACACAAUAUAUUCCCAAUUAUGAAUGUUUGUUGGUCCUAUCCGACUAUUUCCCAUUGUCUCACUCUCAUUUUCUCCAGAUCUUAUUUGACUGCAUCUUUCCACCUUUUUGUAGAUCGUCCUACAGACCUUCUUCCAUCUGGUAUUUCCCAAAACACAUUGUUUAUGAGGCGAUUAUCGUUAUUACGUAUGACAUGUUCUGCCCAUCUUAGUCUAUUGGCCUUUAUAUAUCUGACUAGAUUUUCCUUUCCAAAGAGAGAGACUUUAACUUAUUGUAUCUGAGCCUCCAUUCGUUUGUCACGCUAUCUCUACAAGGGCCAUACAUCAUUUGAAGGAUUUUACGUUCCCACACCAGCAAUUUAUUUACUUAUUUAUUUGUUAGCGUCCAUGUUUCGCUUCCAUACGCGACUGCUCGUAGUAUUAUGGUCUUAUAAAUCUGGAUUUUUGCAUCUCAUGAGAGGUUUGACUUCAUUAUAUGUUGCAUUGCGAAGAAAGAUCUGUUUCCCACCAUUAUUCGUGUUUCAACUUCUAGUUCUAUUUCGUUAUCAUUGAUAUUGUUGCUCCUAGAUAUUUACAUUGUUUGACCACUUUGAAGUUAUGAUCGUUUAUAGUAAUAUUUUGCCUUAUUCGCCUAUGGUGGCGGGGGUAGUUACCCCCUAUGAUGGCGUUGAUUAAGUCGAACAUUAUUACCGGAUAUAUAUUUAUUUAUCAACACUAACUAUACCAGUAACGAGUUGGUGGGCAAAGUCUAUAUUCUAACUACUUGAUGUCUUAAUAACGAAUAAAGAAUAAAGAAUGAUCUGCAAUACUUUGUCCGUAUCUAUAAAUAAACUCGUAAUUGUUUUUAUUAUGAUUGCCGACACCGAAUCGACCGUGAAAUAUUAAUAAUAUCAAAAUAGCUGAAAUUCUCGAAACGAGUGCCCUACAUUGUGACAUCAAUGUCACCUAGUUAUUCUACUAAAAACAGUAAUGCUUGUGUAAGACCUUUAAAAAUUAAAUCGAUAUGAAUUGUUCUUAAUUUUUUGGAUGCUAAUAUAAAUCCUGUACACGCCGUCGUUUUUGUUUUGAAACGACCAUGUAUUUUGUUCUGUCUUCUUUUACUGUCAGCCCAAUAUUUAAUGCAGCUCUUUCAAAGCUCGAGAAAAUAUCCUAACUUCUAAUUUUGAUUGUGUCAUUGGCAAAAACGAGGACGAUUUUUCCUCCCCGAGCAACUAUGUCUGAUUUGAUUGUUGGAUAAAUUCUUCGCAUGACAUAUUCUAAGGCCAGGUAAACAACAAUGGGUAAACAGAAUUUACACAGAAAGCAUUUGAUAUUUUCCCCCCUAUUCUAACUUGUGCAAAGGAGUUACUUACACACAUUUGAGUUACCGCAGUUAGUUUCUUAUGUACUUAUGCCCAGCUCAACUACUGCAUUCCGUAAUGUUGGACGAUUAAUUGAAUCAUAAGCCUGUUUGUUAAGAUCUCUGAUGCACGUCUUGAUUAUACUCCUAAUACUGUUCAAGCAUUUGUCUAAUAGUAAAUAUUUAUUUAUUUAUUUAUUCUUCUUUUAUAGUUCGAACACUAUUCCUUUUUCCUUUCUUAUGUAUUGGUGCAAUAAUACUACCACACCAUUGUUUAGGCAUUAUUUCUUGUUGCCAGGCCUUUUCUGUUAAUUGAUGCAUUUUACUUAUGAGUUCAUGACCGCCUUUUUUAAUUGACUUGGCAUCAAUAUUGUCCAGAUCAGGGGUUUUAUCGUUUUUAAGCGUUUCUUUGACAUUUCUAAUUUCUUCUCGACUUGGUGGGGGUAUUUCAAAUUCGACAGUUUGAUACUCAUUUCUGUUAUUUCCAUCAUUUUCAUCCUUUUCUUCAAAGAAAUUUUGGAUAAUCAGGAGCUCUUCAAAGUAUUCAGACCAUCAUAGUUAUUCCCCUAUUUGCCCUAUUAUAUUGCUAGAAUGUUCCAAUCAAAAUAUGUUCUAAUUGAUUAUUUCUUCUUUCAUCGUUUGAUCUCCAUGUUGCCUUGUGGAUCUUUUUUCUAGCAAGCUGAGUGAGAGUAUAGUAAUAAAUUGAAAUAACUUAUACAUUACUGCAGCUUUAUUUUUGCUUCUGUAUUUUCAUACACUUUCAUAUGACUUCUAACCUUGCGAUACACAGGAAAAUUUGAUACUUUGUGUUUCUUCGUUCUAGUCAAAAAUGCAUUACUUUACACUUCACAACCAAAGACGUAUUAUUAUGCAUUAUGUAAGCGUUGAGCACACCAUUUGAAGUGUUUAUAAAGUGUGUCCACCAAGAAUGUUCGAUAAUAUAAAAUAACUUUAUCUUUUACUCUUAGUAUAUUAUCACAUUCCUCGAAUUGAAAACAAUUAUAUGUUUUGCAUUUUUGUAAUCAUUGGGAAGCUAUUUCGUAUUGUAACCAAUUUCUCUAUAAAUAAAUGUAUAUAUUUAU